AUCCUGUAUUGUCUAAUCUGUGUCUAUGGUUAUUUUAUUUGUCUUGUCCCUUCGAUUAAAAUAAUUAAAUUUUUAUCGAAAAUGGAUGAAAGUGUUGCUUUAGAUUCUUCUAAACAAAAAGAUUUUGUGAAAUCUGUACGAGGCUUGAAGAAAUUACUUAAGAAGGAUAAGAAACCUGAGACUGAAGUAAUAAAAGAUGAAACUAAAGUAAUAAAAGAUAAAGCCAAUGCAGUCAGAAAGGAAGGGAAAGUGAAAAAAAGUAAAAGUCGAGGUUUAGUGUAUUUAUCACAUAUUCCACAUGGCUUUUAUGAGCAACAAAUGACUGAAUACUUCAAACAGUUUGGAGUAGUCACUAAUGCUCGAGUGAUAAGGUCGCGGCGCACAGGCAACUCAAAGGGCUUUGCCUUUGUUGAGUUCAAAGAACCUGCUGUUGCAGAAAUUGUGGCUGAGACUAUGAAUAAUUAUCUUAUGGGAAAAAGAUUAAUUAAAGCUGCAUAUGUCCCACCUAAUAAGCAAAGGAAAAGUGCUCAGAGAAAAAAAUGGAAUUCACAAAAGAACCCAUCAAGUGAUGAAAGAUUAAUGUUCAAAAAGAAACACAAUGCUGAUAAAACUGAUGAUGAAGAGUUAAAAAUAGCAAAAAAGCUACUAUCAAAUUUAUCCAAAACUAAGCAGAAACUGAGUGACCUUGGUAUUAACUAUGAUUUCUUCAAGCCAGUUGAUGUUCCAGAAGCUUUGAAAGAUAAUGUAGAUGAGAUUAUUCCACAAACAGAAGUUAAACCUAAGUCUGAAGAAAAAGUAAAGGUAAUGAAAUCUGAACCUGAAGCAAUAAAGCUUGAUGUAAACACAAAUAAAAGAAAGAAUAAGCAAAUUGGGAAUAAAGAAUCAUCUAACACUAGCGAAACUUUAGUCAAAAAAAAAUUAGUUAAAAGUGACCAAGGUAAGCAGAAACAAAGUCAGGAAGGAAACAACAAAAUGAAUAAAAAACAGCAAAACAAACAACAAAAAGAAAAGGAACAGAAAUCACAGAAAGCAGAAGUAAAAAAGGGACCUGCGAAUUAUGUGAGCAUUAAGAAAUCUGAUGAUAGUGACAGUAGUAUUGAUUUUGAUUCUGAUGAAUUUGAGAAGAUUAUUGAAAGGGAAAAUGAUGAUGAAUUAUCAUCUGGUGAUGAAAGUGAAUCAGAAGGUGAAGAAAUACAAGAGAUAACCAAAACAGUUCGUAAGAAGACUGCUAAGGGCUCUAAAAAUAAGGGGAUUGGUGUCAAUAUCAACAAGCAAAAGAAAGAUGACAAAGAAAACUUAAAAACCCAUUCAGUAAAAAGGAAACCCGCUCAAAGUGCGCCAAUUACUGCUAAAAAGGCAAAAUUUGAAAAGCAUAACAGCAAAAGGCCUCUGAACCAAGUGAUCAAGAAACGAAAAUAAUACUUUUCUUUUCCUUUGAUUGUUUUAUAAAAAAAUUUAGA
Molecule: messenger RNA, 1460 nt
Organism: Maniola jurtina (meadow brown)
Lineage: Eukaryota; Metazoa; Arthropoda; Insecta; Lepidoptera; Nymphalidae
Gene: Nopp34
Product: MKI67 FHA domain-interacting nucleolar phosphoprotein-like
Exons: 8
Coding region: 82-1419 (445 amino acids)
Biological process (GO): maturation of LSU-rRNA from tricistronic rRNA transcript (SSU-rRNA, 5.8S rRNA, LSU-rRNA)
Cellular component (GO): nucleolus
Molecular function (GO): RNA binding
Source: RefSeq, a predicted model, not a curated record